AUGGCCUUCACUCAACUCCUUUCCAUCGUAGCUCUCGCUACUGCGGCCAGCGCCGCAGUCACCAAGCGCGUGACCUGCCCCGGCGGCGGUGUCACUGCCAACGAGGCGUGCUGUGUCCUCUUCCCCAUCCUCGAGGACAUCCAGGCGAACCUGUUCGAGAACGAGUGCGGUGACAACGCGCACGAGGCGCUCCGCUUGACCUUCCACGACGCGAUCGGUAUCUCGAAGACCAACUCGUCCUUCGGUGAUGGCGCCGACGGCUCCUUUGUGCUGUUUGGCGACAUAGAAACGCAGUUUCCCGCAAAUGGCGGCACGGACGAGAUCGUAGCGCUCGAGAAGCGCUUCAUCGCGGCCCACCCGGGUAUUUCGACCGCAGACUUCAUCCAGUUCGCCGGCGCCGUCGGUAUCACCAACUGCCCCGGUGCUCCCAAGCUCGAGUUCCUUCUCGGUCGUAAGGACGGUACGCGCCCGGCUCCCGACGGCACUGUCCCACUGCCGUUCGACCCAAUCACCAAGAUUCUUGCCCGCAUGGAUGACGGUGGUAGCUUCACCCCGGCUGAGGUCGUCGCCCUCAUCUCCGCACACAGUGUUGGUGCCUCGGACAACGUUGACCCCACGAUUCCCCGCACGCCCUUCGACUCGACCCCGAACCGCUUCGACACCCAGUUCUUCGUCGAGACUCAACUUCGCGGCACGCUCUUCCCCGGUAGCGGCCCGAACGAGGGUGAGGUUCAGUCGCCUCUCCGUGGCGAGAUUCGUCUCCAAUCCGACCACGACUUCGCUCGCGACUCGCGCACUGCUUGCUUCUGGCAGGCCAACGCCAACCAGCAAAACCACAUGACGAGCACUUUCGCCGCUGCGAUGGCCAAGCUCAACAUCCUCGGCCAGGACGCGAGCACACUCGUCGACUGCUCCGACGUCAUCCCGACCCCGCCAUCCUUCACCGCCGCUGCAACUUUCCCUGCUGGUCUCUCGAACGCCGACAUCGAGCAAGCUUGCGCGACUUCCGCUUUCCCCACGCUCGGGACGGACCCCGGCCUGGCCACCUCGGUCGCCCCCGUCCCUGUUGGCUCCAUGUAA
Molecule: messenger RNA, 1080 nt
Organism: Peniophora sp. CBMAI 1063
Lineage: Eukaryota; Fungi; Basidiomycota; Agaricomycetes; Russulales; Peniophoraceae
Source: the annotation of a GenBank genome assembly